AUGGCCAAUGAAGAGCUGCUUCAGAAACUGCGCCGGCAGCGGCUGCGCAUGGGCGAGGAUCCACUGCCUGUUCAGCGCCCACUUGACCAGACGAAGGAGAGGCGCAGUCGACGCGAUGAGCUGAUAAAUCUGAUUCCGCUGGAGAACAGGGGCGAGGUGAAACAGCGAGCACAAAAGUUUCAAAAUGCGGACAGUCCUGGGCCUUCCCCUUCUCGCGCGCCUGGGCGCAUUAACCUGGAAACCUGUUGGAAGCUUGAGAAAUCCUGCCCAUCACAGAAAUCUCCUGGAAGAGAAGUAAGGCAUCCGCUGCAGGAAGUGGUUGUGCAGCAGCAGGCAAAGCCAGAGAAUGCCCUGGCAACAAUUCAGGAAGAAGCAAAGUCUGGGAGCUUGGGAGAAAGUGUAAUCUCUCAGGAAGCAAACAUGGCGGAAGGCCCUCUUCCCUCCCAGACCGAGCCGUCACCGGCGGCAAAUCCAACUCCUUCAGCUUACACCGAGCUGGAGGGCGGAAGCAUCCAGGAGAUCUUGCCAGACAUGCAGGACAUCACUGCAGCGUCAUUGGAUGCAGAAGCCAGCCUAGCGCGGGCACCUGCGAAUUCCACGACUGCAGAGGCUGCUGAAGCAAAGUGCUUUUGCAUGUGGGACAGCGAUGAGGAUGAUGACUGCUUGGCCCAAGAUGAUUUGGGAUCUGCUAGGUCUGCCGCUGAGGCAGAAGCGGAGGAGCCGCUCGAGUUUUCCAUGCUGGACUACCUGGCAGAGCUGCCAGAGGCCGUGCGCACUGUGGGCAUGCAGUGGAUUCCAGUUCUGCAUUCUCAUGACGUGUUCCGAUUGGAAGGAGAGGCCAUGAAUGGAUCUAUCUUUAGGCAAGACUCAGACAGUUCGAACAUGGAGCUCUCAAACCGCGAUGCAGAGGUGUCUGCGCAGCCUUUGCGGCGUGUGGAGCGCGAAGAGCAGCAGGUUGCCAUGCAGACCCGAGAGGGGCUGGAGCGUAGCAUCAAGGCUGCGCUCAAGGAGCACAGUCUGGCAAAAGUGCGAGUUGCUGAGCUGGAGGAGAUAACCGAGGCGGUUGGUAUCGACGCGGCUCGCUGUCGAGCAAAGGAGAAGGCCUCUCGGCAAGACCUUGCCGAUUCGCAACACAUGUUCAAUUUCGAUCCAGCAUCACAGGAGCAUGAGCAGCUGGUUGGAAAACAGGCGAGACUCCGCAAUGAGCUGAAGGCUCGCUUGGUGGCUGCCGAUCUGCAGCGAGAGCUGGAGGCGUUGACCAAGGCUUGCCAUACUGAGAGUCCACGGCUGUUUCCGAGCAGGUUUGAGAGCGGAGAUUGCUAUCGCCUCAUCCGCUUGAACAAUGGCAUUGAAGCCUUGCUCAUCUCCAACCUCGAUGAACAGAAGCAAAAAUCAGCAUGUGCUUGCAGUGUGCAGGUGGGCUCUUUCAGCGAUCCUGCUGGACGUUGUGAGGGGCUAGCGCACUACUGCGAGCACAUGAUCUUCUUGGGAAGCAAGACGUACCCGGGUGAGGCACAAUUUGAGGAGUUCCUGUCCGAGAACGGAGGCGAGUCCAAUGCCUACACAGAGUGUGAGUACACAUGCCUUUACUUUGACGUUAACCGCAAGGCGUUGCACCAUGCGCUCCACAUGUUCGCAGAGCUCCUGCAUGAGCCCCUCUUCACGCCAGAUGCCUCUGCCAGAGAGCUUCAGGCUAUCGAAUCUGAAUUCCAGAAGAAAAGAAGAAGUGACCGUGUUCGUGCUGAGACUCUGUUCGCCAAUUUCGCUGCAGAAGGCCAUCCUUGGAGGAUUUUCGGCUGGGGCAACCUGCAGAGUCUCGAUGUCGCUCCCAAAGCGCAGGAUGUUGACCUCCACGCAGAGCUUGGGGCAUUCUUUCAACAGCACUACAAGGCUAGCAGAAUGCGGCUGAGUGUAUUCGGGAUCGAAAGUCUGGACUCUUUGCAGCUUGCUGUUGUCAAUGCCUUCUCGACCAUUUCGCCAUCUCCGGAUGUAGACGAUUUGGACUUUGGGGCCUGUGGCCUUCUGGAAAGCAAGGACUUGCCACGAUUGGUGAGGGUGCGACCGAUUUUUGAUGGACAUGUGCUCUGGAUGAGUUGGCAGUUGCCUCAUUUUUCAUCCUGCCCUUCGGGUAAGCCAGAAAGCUAUCUCAGCAGCCUCAUAGGUGAUGAAGGACACGGCUCCAUCUUGUCCUUCCUCAAAGAUAAGGGUUGGGCCACAGCUCUGUCAGCAGGGGCCGGUGGCGACAACUUUACUCACAGCAGUAAUUCGAUGAUCUUCACGGUUGAAGUAACGCUCACGGUGAAUGGGCUUGCCAACUGGAUGGAGGUAGCGGCGACUGUUUUCCAGUACCUGGAGAUGCUGCGUAUCCUGAGGGUGGUCUACCUUCGUUCCUUUAUGAUGAACAACGGCGACCUGGAUGCCCCUGAGCAAGGCCACACGGAAGGCGAAAUCCAGCCCAAAGAGGCCCAGGCAUGUGCUGGGCACACUGAUCCGAGCUUUGGGGAUGUUUCUGAUCGUGUGCCGCGCGUCGAGCGACAUUUUGGAACAGAGUACUGGGACUCUUGUCUUGACGCGGCACUAUUAACCAGGUGGGAAGCUCUCGAGCCUUCGGCAAAGCUGCAUGUUCCACCUCCCAACCCCUUUAUUGCCACGGAUUUCUCGAUAUUGCAGCAAGAUGUGGACGACGAGGAGAAACUUUCUCUUCCAGCGUCAGGCUAUGCAAGUUUCCCAGCUAUUCAAAGGUUGCUGCCAUCACCAAAGUGCCUCAGCUCAGGGUUUCCAGGUCUGAAAUUGUGGCACCUUCCUUGCGCAGAGCUCUUCAGGCAGCCUCGUAGCCAAGUCUCAUUGAAGUUGCAGUCGCCGUACUAUGCCCUUGAUGCAGAGAACGUGCAGAAAGAGGUGCUGCUGGAACUUUACGCCUUGUGCUUUCAUGACAGCCUGAAUGAGAUGCUCUAUGCCGCGGGGAAGGCGAGACUGCAUUGUACAAUCAGCAGCUCUGCAAAUCACGGUUUGACAAUAAGGGCUGGGGGCUUCAACGAGAAGCUUCUUGACCUUGUCAAGGCAACAUUGCCCAGUCGGAAACUUGAGGAGUACCUGUUGCAGCCAGACCGUUUCCAAUCAAUGCAUGAGGCGUUAUUGAGGAGCUACAAGAACCAGUGGUUGAAACCGCAGGUACAUUGCUCAGAUCUUCGCAAACUCCUGUUGAUUCCAUCGGUGCCACGGGCAUCGCAGAAGGAGACUGAGCUAUCUGCUUGUGGUUCUGGCGAGCUACUUGAAUUCGCGCGGAAUUUCAACCUCGUGCUGGGGUGCCAGCUGUUAGUGUCUGGAAACACAUCGUCAAGCGACGUGACAACAUGGGCGGAAUCGGUCUUUGAGAAUUAUAUUUUGGAACCUCAGAGAAAGGUGGAUGUAGACGUGGUUCAGCUUCCUGUGGGGUCUGCAGCAGUUUGGCUGCAAACUGCAGUGGACUCUACUCAGUCGAACUCUGCGGUGGAGAUAUAUUUUCAACUGCCAGGGCGAGAUGCCUGGCACUGGCAGGAGGACCGUGCACGGGUUAGAGUGCUGCUGGCUCUGCUGGAAGACGUCAUGUACGAGAGCCUGUUUGACGAGUUGCGCACAAAGCAACAGCUCGGAUACAGCGUCGGGUGCAGUAUGCGAGAUUCUUUUGGGGUCCCAGGCUUCAGCAUUUACGUUCUGAGCGCCGUGCAGCCGCCGCCUGUCCUGGUGGAACGUGUCAUGCAAUUCUUGCAGGACUUCGCGCAACAAAUGCGGGCGUGGCCAACCAGCAAGUUCGAAAGCCACAUUGCAGGGCUGGCAGGCAGAUGGCUGGAGCCGAAGCGGACACUUGGUGAGGCACAUGCAGCCUCCUGGUCCGAGAUAAGCUACGGUUUUCCUGUGUUUGAACGCUCUGAGCGUGAAGCCGCAAUUCUGGGAAGUCUUGAGCUGCACCAGCUUUUAGAUCUCUUUGAGGCGCAUGUGGCACCAGGUGGUUCUGGCAGGGCCUGCGCUAUCACAGCAGUGGUGCCAGCAGCCGACGAGCUGCAUGGACGCGCUCUUUCUGAGUCUAUAUCAAAAUGGAAGUUGACAGUCUUGGCUGUGACUUGGGAGCAUUUUGUUUGGAUUCCUGUGCGUCGCAUUUUGACCCUUCUAACAUUGUAUAGCCAGGUUACAUCUGAGCGCGAGUUCCACGCACAGAGCCAGUUCCAUCACCGAAGAGAUGAAAGCGAGUGCAAAAAGCAGUCUCCAGCUUCCGCGCAUGAACUGCGUUGCAAAUCUGCUUGA
Messenger RNA from Symbiodinium pilosum, 4281 nucleotides. NCBI's taxonomy places the organism in Eukaryota, Dinophyceae, Suessiales, Symbiodiniaceae. The record is from the annotation of a GenBank genome assembly.